This is a messenger RNA of Amphimedon queenslandica, 904 nucleotides long. RefSeq lists its product as uncharacterized. The transcript is spliced from 5 exons. The record is from RefSeq and is a predicted model, not a curated record. Lineage: Eukaryota; Metazoa; Porifera; Demospongiae; Haplosclerida; Niphatidae. Bases 72 to 884 code for a protein of 270 amino acids.
AUCAUACCAUAAGUACCAACCUUCAGCUUCGUUAUCUCGUUGAUCUUGCUUGCUCCUCGUGUGUUUUUGUGAUGGCGGAGGAUAAAGCUAUAAAGAAAGCAGCCCAAGACUCCAUUUCACGCAAUAAUCACACUCUAUCGGAAGCCCUACAAAGUUCUUCAACUAUUUUUCAGCAAGUAGUCGAGAAAUGUGCCGCACAGAAGAUCAUAUCACCGGGAGAGAAGAACACUUACCUUGAUACUUUUACUGGGCAGUCUUUAGCGCACAGAACGAGCCAGCUCGUUUCAAAUCUUCAGAAAACAGUUGGUGUGGUGCCCAAUACGCUGGAUGAUAUCCUCUGUAUAUUUCACGAAAGUGAAAAUCUUGUUGUCCAGGAAGCAGCUAAAACUAUAGCAAAGGAUUAUCAAUUCAGUUUGCCUAAGUAUAGAGGUCUCACUUGCUCUCAACAACAGCCUUCACCUCCUCCAGCAGUAGCUUAUACUGGAACAAGACCAGCAAGACAAGCAUCUCAGAGUACACUGACAAUCAGAAAUCUAAAAGAUGUGCUCAAUGAUCUGAGGGAUGGAGAUUUUAAUGACAGAAGCUGGCAUAGUCUUGGAGUGGAGUUAGGAUUACGCUCUCGUACUCUGAACAAUAUCAAAUCGGAUAAUUCUGAAGCUGAAGCAUGUCUCAAGGCUUGCAUUUCAAAAUGGUUGAGUAGGACGGACGAUGUUGAUGAUAAUGGAGGAGCAAACUGGAGCACAUUGUGUAAUGCAAUAGAAAGGAUCAGUGAAACAGGAGCUCAUUUUAUCAGAGACCGACACAAUAUAAUGACAUCGCAACCAGUUGAGCAAAUAAAUUAUCAAGACCAUUCUGAGCCAUCGCCAAUUACAGGUACUAUGUAGUUUAUGCAUGUACAUGUAUU